Molecule: messenger RNA, 816 nt
Organism: Acytostelium subglobosum LB1
Lineage: Eukaryota; Evosea; Eumycetozoa; Acytosteliales; Acytosteliaceae
Exons: 4
Coding region: 1-816 (271 amino acids)
Biological process (GO): cell morphogenesis; barbed-end actin filament capping; actin cytoskeleton organization
Cellular component (GO): cytoplasm; F-actin capping protein complex
Molecular function (GO): actin filament binding
Source: RefSeq, a predicted model, not a curated record
AUGACCGAGAAACAAUUGGACGCAGCUUUGGACUUGAUGAGAAGAUUGCCACCCUCACAGAUCGAGGAUAACUUGGCCGGUCUCAUCGAUAUGGUGCCAGACUUGACUGAGGAUCUCUUGUCAGCAGUUGACCAGCCCCUUAAGGUCGCCUACGACUCUGUCUCCAAGAGAGACUACUUGUUGUGCGAUUAUAAUAGAGAUGGAGAUUCAUACAGAUCACCAUGGUCGAACAAGUAUGACCCACCCAUCAGCGACUGCGCUCUCCCAUCUGCCAAGUUGAGAGAGAUUGAGAUUCAAGCCAACGAGGUGUUCGAUAUCUACCGUGAGUUAUAUUUCGAGGGAGGUGUAUCCUCUGUCUACUGCUGGGAUCUCGAUGGAGGUUUCGCCGCUGUAGUCUUGAUCAAGAAGACUCAAGAUCAAUCAAAGAAGGGUCAACCAAUGAGAGGUACAUGGGACUCUAUUCACGUCGUUGAAGUCAAGGACAUGAAGAAGAACGCUCGUUAUAAAUUGAUCUCCACCAUUAUGUUAUCGAUCGAGACCGAGAAUGAUGCCACCGGAAAGGUUAACCUCUCUGGCAGUUUGACCAGACAGGAGGAGAAGGAGUUCCCCGUCAACGACGUCGACACCCACGUCACCAACAUCGGUAAGAUGGUCGAGGAGAUGGAGUCCAAGUUGCGUCUGACACUCGAGACCAUCUACUUUGGAAAGACCAAGCAGGUCGUCAACGACCUCCGUUCAGCCACCGGCUCUUCAGAGCUCGAGAAGAGAAAGAACCUCUCCAACCAGAUCGGUUCUGCUCUCAGCCAACGUCAAUAA